Molecule: messenger RNA, 3010 nt
Organism: Dufourea novaeangliae
Lineage: Eukaryota; Metazoa; Arthropoda; Insecta; Hymenoptera; Halictidae
Product: RNA-binding protein 5-like
Exons: 8
Coding region: 86-2860 (924 amino acids)
Biological process (GO): mRNA splicing, via spliceosome
Cellular component (GO): nucleus
Molecular function (GO): RNA binding
Source: RefSeq, a predicted model, not a curated record
ACGAGAGGUACAACCACGCCAUUGUGCGCAUCACAGGAUUUCUUAUUUUCCUGCGGGAAUAACUAGCAAAGAGUUACUUAAAUGCAUGGACAACAUGUACAGUAACAACAUUGACCCUUGGGAGCCAGGUUAUGGACCUGAACGAAGAGGACAUAAUUCUGACUAUGACUAUCGCAAUGAUUAUGGCAGCAGUAGAUCACCAGAUUAUGCGGAGCACCGUGACAAUGAUCAUCGCGAUAGGGACCAUCGUAGUCCGGAAUAUAGGAAUCACCGCGGAAGAGAUAGGGACCGUGAAAGGGAUCGUUCAAGAGACAGAAGAGAUCGGAGCAGAGACGAUAGAGAUCGUAGCUACAGAGACAGAGAGGAUCGCUACGGAAGACAGAGGGACAGAGAUUCCGUAGAAAGAGACAGAGAUCGGGAUCGCGAUCGCGAUAGAGACAGAGAUCGCUCUAGGAGAGACAGAGACAGAGAUAGGGAUAGGGAUCGUAGAGGGAAAAGAGAUGACAGAGAUCGGGAUCGUGAUGAUGAUCACAGCAGAGAAAGUAUGGACUUUGAGCAUGACCAUGGACGUACUUAUGGUUCGUCCAUGGAAGGCAUCCACUACAAAUCUCAAUCUCCGAACAACACCAUAAUGAUUCGUGGGCUUGCUCAACACAUAACAGAAAAUGACGUGCGGCAAGACAUCCUCAACUGUGGUCUCAUGCCCAAGGACAUCAGGCUGAUACGUAAAAAGGAUACAGGUGCUUCGCGAGGUUUCGCAUUCGUCGAGUUUAACGCGACUCAGGAGGCCGCACGGUGGAUGGAGAUGAAACAGGGAGUACUGAUGCUGCAGGACCAAUACCGUGCCUUGAUGCAGUACAGUAUACCGAAAGAUUGCCAUGUAGAUAAACCACCAGCAAAGAACACGCAAGACUGGCAUUGCGUUAAGUGUGGCGCACACAAUUUUAAAAGACGCGAAACAUGUUUCAAAUGUUCCGCCUCCCGAGCAGAGAGCGAAGAGGGUGGAGAAGGUAGCGAUGAGAUCAGCCCUCACCCUACGAACACAGUUCUUCUUCGGGGAUUGGAUGUUUUAACAACCGAAGACUCGGUUUUGCAAGCAAUGAAAAAUCUUUCGUCAAUGCCUAUACGUAGUAUACGUAUUGGUCGCGACUCUCUUACGAACACAUCCAGGGGUGUUUGUUAUUUGGAGAUGGGCAACGUGGUGGACGCCAUGUAUUUACACACGGCGCUUACCAAGCAAGGAUUGGUAGUGGAUGGUAGAAAAGUAGAAAUCACGUAUUGUAAACUUCACCAGAUCAAUAACACUAACACGUGGAAGGCGAACGACAGUCAACCACAAAGAUACACUUUAGACGAUGUUGCUCAAUUGGCAGAGUACAGUGCCAACUUAUACGCUAAGACACCUGCACAGAAAGCUCAUUAUCUACAGUAUUACACGCAAUAUUAUCAGAAUCAAAUAAUGCAGGGAUCCGCGAUUACGUUGCCAUCUCUGAAUCAGACUGAUAGAGUAAACGCGGCGGCGGCCGUAGCACAAUCGGCCAUACAACAGUUACAAGCAUCCAGAAAACUCGGCGACGCGGAUGAAAUGAAGAACAGACCAACGCCUACAGCGCCGACCAGUACAUCGUUAGCGAGCGGAAGAGUGCCUGCACAUGCUGGUGAUGGUAAAGUAUACUCUGUGCCAGAUGUUAGUACCUAUCAUUAUGACGAGUCGUCGGGCUACUACUAUGAUCCAAGCACAGGAUUAUACUAUGAUCCGAAUUCGCAAUAUUAUUACAAUAGUCACACUCAACAAUUCCUUUAUUGGGAUGCUGAAUCAUUCUCAUAUCAACCGGCAAAGACUGCUCCAACUGUGACGCAACCAACAGGAAGCACGACGAGUGGUACUACAAUAACUGCCACCGCUAGCAGUACAGACUCGACGAACACGGUUACAAAUCAAGCAACAACUUCGUCACUUACAACUGCGACCCAAGAGUCCUUGAAGGAGGACGAGAGUAAGAAGAAAGAUAGCAAGCAGGAUAAAGUGAAGGUAGCCAAGAAAAUAGCAAAGGACAUGGAACGCUGGGCGAAGACGUUGAAUCAGAAGAAGGAAAAUGCAAAGAGUAAUUGGAAUUCCGAAUUUGCUGGUGGUGAUGGCAAUCAAGGAGUUGGAAGCGGAGCUGCGGAUGCUGGAUAUGCUAUAUUAGAGAAGAAAUCUCUUGCUAGUACUUUUCAUGAAGACGAGGAUCAGAGCGGAAGUAAUGGUUUAGUUGCUGCUUAUGGCGGCGGUAGUGACACGGAAGAAGAAAUCGAGGAUGUGCAGCAAGAAGAAAGGCAGCACACAGAUUGGUCUAAGCUAGCCUGUUUGCUGUGCAAACGACAAUUUCCUAGCAAGGAAGCGUUGCUUCGGCAUCAACAAUUGUCAGAUCUUCACAAACAGAAUUUGGAGAAUUGGUAUCAAGUGCGUGGCUUGGAUCCCAACGAUCCACAGCAAAGAAACAACAAAUAUCGAGAUCGUGCCAAAGAAAGAAGGGCGAAGUAUGGAGAACCAGAGCCCCCACAGCCGAAUAAACUGAAAGAGAAAUAUUUAAAAACCAGGGUCGAGGAAAUAUCUGUGUCCUAUGAGGAACCCACGAGAGCUGGUAUCGGCUCGGACAAUGUUGGCAAUAAAUUGUUACAAAAAAUGGGGUGGAGUGAAGGAAUGGGUCUUGGAAAAUCGAACCAAGGUAGGACAAGUAUCAUCGAGGCGGAGAGAAGGGUUCCUACGGCUGGUCUAGGGGCGAAAUCGUCAUCGUACAGCGCCUUACCCGGGGACACGUACAAAGAUUGUGUAAAGAAAAUGAUGUACGCACGUUACCAAGAACUGUCUGACACAUAAUAUGUCGAAUAUCAGUGAACAUAGAUUUUAUACACACACAACACACACACACACACAGCACACACAAAAGUACUUGUACUCAACUUUUUCCAUAGGCAAAUAGGUAUGUACACAUAUUAUCCAAUUAGUAUGCCGAUUGCGUACUGGUAA